CCCUGCUCGUCGCUCGUUACCGGCCAGCGCUGCUGCUUGUGCAGGAGUUGUUGAAGGAAGUCACAACUCAAGUAACCUGUGAGAUGGACGCAGACAGAGGAAUCGAGUUACUUGCCCCAAAGGUCAUGAAUUGGGAAUUGGCUUUUUUAUUGGAGGACGACAAUAGCAUCUGGGACAAUAGGCAACUGCUUUGGAAAUGGGAAAUUACGGUUUCACGAGUCUGCGAGAAACAAAAAGAUGCGGACAAUAAGAGCCGAUUCAAUACAGGAGUGAUAGUCGAGGAGCAGCAUGCACGUGGAGUAAAAAGCUUGGAUGCAGCCGAGCUAUUUUUACAACAAGGACACAAUCUAUACAAUUCUAAAGAUUAUUGUGAAGCUAUCGAAGCUUUUAAGAAGGCCAGCAGCUGGUAUUUCCGUAAGGGUGAGAGGUCCAAGAGUGAAAUUGCAAAAGCUUGGGUUCGUCGGGCCAAAGUAGCCCUGAUUGAGAGGAAUGUCUCUUCCUGCCUUCAAGAUGUUGGGAGCUGCUUCUGUGUUUGCGAAUUGACAAGAUAUCUAAGAAUUUAUGAUCUCACUGUGAAGAGGUUUGGUAAUGCUCAGAUGGCUUGGACUGCAACACGAGACAAGGAACUAUCGUUUCAAAAGGGGGAUGUAAUUCAGGUUUACAAGUUGAAUGAGAUGUUGUCACAAGAGGACCACUUUCACACGUGGUAUGAUGGACGUGUGAACGACAAAG
Guillardia theta CCMP2712 is the source of this 732-nucleotide messenger RNA. RefSeq lists its product as hypothetical. The record is from RefSeq and is a predicted model, not a curated record. Lineage: Eukaryota; Cryptophyceae; Pyrenomonadales; Geminigeraceae. Gene Ontology annotation, molecular function: protein binding. The transcript is spliced from 10 exons. The annotation marks the transcript as partial.